AGUCACUUCCUCUGAGAGAGAGAAGGGAGGAAGGAGAGGUAAAGAAAAGAUAGAGAGACACAUAGAAAGAGUGGAGAAGAGAGAGAAAGAGAGAAGGAAGCCAUUUUGGUUCCUCAGUGGCCUGCACUCUGCUUUCUUCUUUCUGGUUUCUUUGCUCUGGAGAGACUCUCGGAGAGGCGAGCGUUUGGUUUUUCUGUUUUUCGCAGGAAGGAGCGAGGAGCGAGGUCGAACGGGGGAAGCAGGACGAGGCUGCGAGGCUGAAAAAGUGUCCGUCGCUGACUCAGAUGGUCGUCUGCUCUCGGCAGUGUUCGGUUUGACAGCAGCUGCACGGACGUGGUGUCUUUAAGGAGGACGCAGGAUGAGCUCGGACCGGGUGCCGUCCAGGUCUGAGGUGAUGGGGUGGAGUCCGCAGCAGCUGGCAGACUACCUGAAGAGGAUGAACCUGUCCGGCUGUGAUAAAGCCGUGUUGAAGAACUCCAUCAGUGGAUCCAGAUUCGUGAAUCUGAGUGAUAACGAUCUGCAGAAGUUCCCCAAACUUCACGCUCCGAUGAUCUCUAAGAUCAGCACUGAGAUCAGUAAGAAGGAGGAGAAACGAGGCCUCUUCGGUAAAAAACCGACUCCCAAAUAUCAUGAACCAGAGACCGCGGCUGACGUUCAGGGUUGGGCUGAAGACGAGUUUGAUGAAGAGUUUGAUGAUGACUAUGAGAGUCCGUACAGCGGCGAUGAAGACGGCAGCGGAGACUACGAGUCCCCAAAUGAUGACGCAGACGGGUCCAACGAUUACGAACCUCCUCCCUCCGAACCUCCAGACGACCUGCCGAUGGGCAGAGUGUUCCCCACCAUUCCCAUCGGGGAAGAUCAAUAUAUAGAUAACGUGUCAUCCAGAAGCGGGCCCCCUGCUCUGUGUCCCCGGCCCCCAGUCUCCAUCCCUCUCUCCCCGGAUGCCCGGAGAGUCCUCCUCGUCCAGGUUGAGAGACCACUCCCGAGACCGGCAGGGAAACUUGCUUCGGGGCCGCCGCAGAUCUUUCGUGACAACAAACCGGGCAAAGGUUCAGGAUCCAACCCGUCCCCCAUCAGAGGAUCUCACCCCAACACACCCGGCACACAACCUUGGAAGUCUCAGCAGGACGUACCGGAUCCUCCUACCUGGUCCAAACCUCCUGUUCUUCCUCCCUCCUCUACCUCCGUCAGCAGGAGUAACUCCUCAGCCAGACCUCCUCCUGGCAGGCUUGAUGGACGGAGAGAGCAGCAACAUGAUGAAGCUCCUAAACACAACACCUUCCCCCUCCACAAUAAAAGUCUGCCCCCCCGCCCCGGAAUUCCCGGGCCCCCCUCACGCCACGGAGACAGUCUGCCUCCCAGUGUUCCCUCUGGAGGAUCUCUGCCUCACAAACUGCAGUCUGCGCUGGCUGAACAGAGAGGAAGCUUUGUAGCAUCAGACAGACAGUCAUUUCGUCCACCGGCGCCCUCAACAGGAAGCGCACAGGGGCUGGACCCUCGUUGGUAUGUGGGUAAAGUGACCCGAGGUCAGGCAGAAGGAUGUCUGAAGCGAGUCUGCAAGGACGGGGCGUACCUGGUGAGGGACAGCACCCGGCAGCUGGCCAACCAGCCCUUCACCCUGAUGGUGUUCUACCAGGACAAAGUCUACAACAUCCAGAUCCGACAGCAGAACCAGAACUUCCUGCUGGGAACCGGGCUCAAAGUCCAGGAGUCUUUCCCGUCCGUCAGUGACAUCAUCGGCCAUUACUCCCACUCCCCUCUGCUCCUGAUCGAUGCGAAGAACCGCGGCUCCGGCCAGCAGAACCAGUGUGUGCUCUCCGACCCGGCCGGGUACUACCUGAGCGGACAGAGCUGGUCCUGACGGCGAGGCCCGGACGUGUCCAACUAAACCCAACAGGCAGAUUGAAGAUGAAUGUCGGCCCCGGACCGCGGCACUGGGAGCACUGGGAGCUUUUGCACGUUGCUUCAUUUACUUGUUUUCGGCCCGUUUGCAUUCACAGUUUGCAGCUUUGUGUCGGUUCUGUUCUGGGACAAUAAAGAGUUCUGUGUGACGCUACUUCCUGUACAAGAUGCUGUAUUUCUGUCAUAUUCACCUAUAUUCACAUUCAAACUAACUCUGGUUGUAUCUCCGACUGUUCACACACAGUCUGUCUGUAUUCACUGUCAGUGUGUCACACUCAUUAAAACAUCAGGAAACAA
Dicentrarchus labrax (European seabass) is the source of this 2199-nucleotide messenger RNA. It is a transcript of the gene lcp2a, whose product is annotated as lymphocyte cytosolic protein 2a. Gene Ontology annotation, biological process: intracellular signal transduction; cell surface receptor protein tyrosine kinase signaling pathway. The record is from RefSeq and is a predicted model, not a curated record. Lineage: Eukaryota; Metazoa; Chordata; Actinopteri; Moronidae. Bases 359 to 1861 code for a protein of 500 amino acids. Gene Ontology annotation, molecular function: protein binding. The transcript has 22 exons.